UGAGCCCCAGCUACGUGGGAUGGCCAGCGGGGGGACGGCCUUCCUCAUUUUAUAAGGUGUUGUUUAUUCCGCGGCUGCUAAGCAAACGCUCUCAAUCCUUUUUACUUCCGUGAGACGGACAUUUCUGAGGCUGUUUCCAAACAGGACACUAGGGGGCUCCCAGGGGUUAAAAAUCCGUGGGAAAUUAUUUGAAUGAAAACUGCUUCUGUACGGCAUUUGUUUUUUCAGAAUUUCAAAUUAAAGUUUAUUUUUUAAACUAUAAAAAGAAAUCUCACCCAUCUUAAAACUGAGUUAUCCACAGCCAGCUUCCAAGUAACCGUUUUGAUUUGCAAUCAGUAGUUUUCAAGGGAGCUUUUAAAGCUGAGCUGAAAUAUUUGAAAUGUGGAACACUCUUGACCAUGAAAUAUGUUCUACUCACAUGCCUCAGCCUUUAAAAGUUCUUUGCAUUAGAGUCAGGGAUUACAUUCUUCCUGGAGCCAAGCGUGGGGCCAGCUGUAAACAAGCCACACUUCUCCUUGGGGAGGCUGAUAGGAGUUUAAAUGGUUUGUGGUGGCGAGUGUCAGAAACUUUCCCAACUCCAUCACCAACCAUUUGCUUCCACCUCUACCCACUGGAGAGCGCUUAGACACCUAAGCGGAGGCGACAGCUGAAUUCAGGAAGUCAUGCAUCAUGCCAGCAGGAGCCCACUGCAGACUUUAAACUCCAUUCAACAUGUGGAUGCGGCAGAGAAAUGACCUGUCCAGACAAGCCAGGGCAACUCAUAAACUGGUUCAUUUGCUCCCUGUGCGUCCCGCGGGUGUGUAAACUCUGGAGCAGCCGGCGCCCAAGGACCCGGAGGAACCUCCUGCUGGGCACUGCCUGUGCCAUCUACCUGGGCUUCCUGGUGAGCCAGGUGGGGCGCGCCUCUCUGCAGCACAGAUCGACAGCGGAAAAGGGGCCGCAGCAGAGCCGCGACACCGCCGAGGCACCCUUCCCUGAGAUACCCUUGGACGGUACUCUGGCCCCUCCCGAGUCCCAGGGCAACGGAACCACUCUGCAGCCCAAUGUGGUGUACAUUACCCUACGUUCCAAGCGCAGCAAGCCCGCCAAUAUCCGUGGCACAGUGAAACCCAAGCGCAGGAAGAAGUAUGCAGUGGCAUCUCUGGCCCCUGGACGUGAGGCUUUGGUCGGACCAUCCCUUCAGCCGCAGGAAGCUGCAAGGGCUGCUGAUGCUGAAGUGCCUGGGUACGUCCAGGGAGGAAACCUAGCCAAGGUUGGGGAAAGACCCUGGAGGUUGAUACGGGGUCCUGGAGCACGGGAUGGGGGCUCAGAUUUCCAGCAGCCCAAGGCCAGGGAGAGCAACAUCAGGAUCUACAGCGAGAGCGCCCCCUCGUGGCUGAGCAAAGAAGACAUCCGCAGAAUGCGUCUGUUGGCCGAUGGCGCAGUGACAGGCCUCCAGCCAGUGCCCUCCAAGAGCCUAGCGCGCUUGCUGGUGCUGGAGGGGACCGCUGUUGGCUCUGUGCCUGGCUGUGGCCCUAGCCCCUGUGGGCUGCUCAAGCAGCCUUUGGACAUGAGUGAGGUGUUUGCCUUCCACCUGGACAGGAUCCUGGGGCUCAACAGGACCCUGCCUUCUGUGAGCAGGAAAUCGGAGUUCAUCCAAGAUGGCCGCCCACGUCCUGUCAUUCUCUGGGACUCAUCUUUAUCUCCAACAAGUAAUGAGACCCACUCUUCUGUGAAGCUCACCUGGGGAACUUAUCAGCAGUUGCUGAAACAGAAGUGCUGGCAGAAUGGCCGAGUACCCAAACCUGAAUGGGGUUGUACUGAAGUACAUCACCAUGAGUGGUCCAAGAUGGCAUUGUUUGAUUUUUUGUUACAGAUUUAUAAUCGCUUAGAUUCAAAUUGCUGUGGAUUCAGACCUCGAAAGGAAGAUGCCUGUGUACAGAAUGGACUGAGGCCAAAAUGUGACAACCAAGAUGCUGUGGCUCUAGCACACAUUAUCCAGCGAAAGCAUGACCCAAGGCAUUUGGUCUUCAUAGACAACAAGGGUUUCUUUGACAGAAGCGAAGAUAACUUAAACUUCAAAUUGUUAGAAGGCAUCAAAGAGUUUCCCGAAUCUGCAGUUUCUGUUUUGAAGAGCCAGCACUUACGGCAGAAACUCCUUCAGUCUCUGUUUCUUGAUAAAGUUUAUUGGGAAAGUCAAGGAGGUAGACAAGGAAUUGAAAAGCUUAUCGAUGUGAUAGAACAGAGAGCCAAAAUCCUUCUCACCUACAUCAACGCACAUGGGGCCAAAGUAUUACCUAUGGAUGAAUAACAAAAGGAUCUUCUGGCUAGAGUACUAGAUAUAUUUAUGCAUUUUUGUUUUUGUUUUUAAAUCAUGUACGCAAACCUCAAGCCCUUUUAGGAAUGAGGCAAUGUAGAUGAAAUACAUAAAAUAAAUGAAUUUAACCAAAUAUGUAUGAUAAGCCUGAGCAUUAUAGGCAGACUUAAAAUGCUUUUGAAAAACAUACUGCUCAAAAAUUUUUUUGUUUAUAUUUGUCUCUAACAUCAUGUCACAUGUCAUGUGAGUCUCAACAUCUGAUUACAGAACAGUUGCAGUUAUUACACCAGCUAGCUUUGUUAAAAUAUUUGUCAUGUCGUGUAAUAGAACAGUGUAAACCAGAGCUACUGAUUCCUUUAAUAAACCAUAUUUUAUGCCAUUUUGA
This is a messenger RNA of Ceratotherium simum simum (southern white rhinoceros), 2681 nucleotides long. NCBI's taxonomy places the organism in Eukaryota, Metazoa, Chordata, Mammalia, Perissodactyla, Rhinocerotidae. The record is from RefSeq and is a predicted model, not a curated record.